AAAGCAGGGGACAGUGGAGGCAGGUCCCAUUGUAAGCCAUGGCACUGCGGGGCCAACUACUCUCCCUGCUGACUCUGCUGCUGUCAGUGACAGAAUCACAAGCCCAGACUGCUCCAGUCUGUGGACAGGCUGUCCUCAACACCAGGAUCGUUGGGGGCCAGUCUGCCCAGCCGGGGUCCUGGCCCUGGCAGGCCAGUCUGCGUCUGAAUGGGGGUCACACAUGUGGGGGGACCCUCAUCAACAGCCAGUGGGUGCUGACGGCUGCUCACUGCUUCGGGAGCCCCAUAACUCCAAGUCAGUGGACAGUGUAUCUGGGAGUGACAGACACAGGCUCUAGCACCAACACAGUGUCCAGCAAGGUCCUGCAGAUCAUCAGGCAUCCAAACUAUGACUCUUCAACCAACAACAAUGACAUCGCCCUGAUGAAACUGAACAGUUCUGUCUCCUUCAACAACUACAUCCAGCCCGUCUGUCUGGCUGAUACCAGCAGCUCCUUCUACAAUGGGACCAGCUGCUGGGUCACUGGCUGGGGAGACACAGUUGAAGGUGGGACAACUCUACCCUCGACCCUGCAGGAGGUCCAACUGCCCAUCAUUGGGAACAGACAGUGUGGGUGUCUGAAUGAUGUGGUCUUCGGAGCGAACAGUGUCACUGGCAACAUGAUCUGUGCGGGAGUGCUGGAGGGAGGCAAAGACUCCUGCCAGGGAGACUCAGGGGGUCCCCUGGUCUGCAAGCAGGGCUCUGCCUGGGUUCAGGCUGGUAUUGUGAGUUUCGGUUAUGGCUGUGCCCGUCCCAGUCUCCCAGGGGUGUACACCAGGGUGUCACAGUACAAGGACUGGAUUAACGGACAAGUGGGGUCGGGAGACACAGGUUUUGUGACCUUUACCUCCAGUGGCACAGACGCCGACAGCAGCUUUACCUGUAGUCCUACAGUUACUACAAGAGCACCACUGACUACUCCUGUCACUCCAUCAAUCACUUACCCGACCCCUCCACCAACUCCCAUAGCACCAAAUGAGUGUGGGAAGGUGCCCCUCAAUCCCAGGAUCGUAGGGGGGAACCCUGCCCAGGAGGGGUCCUGGCCCUGGCAGGCCAGCCUGCAUUACUAUGGGCAACACAUGUGUGGAGGAUCCCUGAUCAACCAGCAGUGGGUCCUGACGGCUGCACACUGCAUCUCAGACCCCCUGAACACCUAUCCGUGGACAGUGUACCUGGGCCGGCUGACACAGUUUAGCUCCAGCCCCAACGAACUGUCCAGGUCGGUCCAGCAGAUCAUUGUGCAUCCUGCCUACAACUCUGUCACCGAGGACAACGACAUCGCCCUGAUGAGACUGAGCAGCCCUGUCUCCUUCACCAGCUACAUCCAGCCCAUCUGUCUGGCCGACAACAGCAGCUCAUUCUACAAUGGGACCAGCUGCUGGGUCACUGGUUGGGGCUACACAGCUGAGGAUGGAGCUACUCUACCCACGACCCUGCAGGAGGUCCAGCUGCCCAUCAUUGGGAACAGGCAGUGUGGGUGUCUGAACGAUGUGGUCUUUGGAGCGAACAGUGUCACUGGCAACAUGCUCUGUGCUGGAGUGCUGCAGGGGGGCAAGGACUCCUGCCAGGGAGACUCAGGGGGUCCCCUGGUCUGUAAGCAGGGCCCUUCCUGGGUUCAGGCUGGUGUUGUGAGUUUCGGAGAGGGUUGUGCCCAGCCCAAUUUCCCCGGUGUGUACACCAGAGUGUCCCAGUACAAAGAUUGGAUUAACACUCAGGUGGGAUUGGCCACUCCGGGCUUUGUGACCUUCAGCUCCAACAGCACAGACCCUGACAAGAACUUCACCUGCUCUCCAUUCAAAAUUACUCCAGUAGCCCCCAGUGAGUGUGGAAAAGCCCCUCUCAGUACCAGGAUUGUGGGGGGUGUCUCUGCCCCAGAGGGGUACUGGCCCUGGCAGGUCAGCAUAUAUUACUUUGGGUAUUACAGAUGUGGAGGAUCCCUGAUCAACCAGCAGUGGGUGCUGACGGCUGCAACCUGUGUCUACUCAGCCUGGACAAGUGAGCUGAAGGUGUACCUGGGCAGACAGACACAGGCGGGCCCCAACCCCCAGGAAUUAUCCAAGAAGGUUAAGCAAGUGAUUCUGCACCCUGGCUAUUCCAGUUCAAACAACGACAUCGCACUGCUUGAACUGCGCAGUCCUGUCACCUUCACCAACUACAUCCAGCCCAUCUGUCUGGCAGCCAACAGCAGCUCUUUCUACACUGGGACCAGCUGCUGGGUCGCUGGCUGGGGUUUCACAUCUGAAUUCAUGUCUCUCCCAGGGAACCAGACCCUGCAGGAGGUGCAGCUGCCCAUCAUUGGGAACAGGCAGUGUGGGUGUCUUUAUGAUUUGAACUACGGACCAGGCUCGGUCAAUGACAGCAUGAUCUGUGCUGGACAGCCGAAUGGAAGCAAGGAUACCUGCAGGGGAGAUGAAGGGGGACCCCUGAUCUGUAAGCAGGGCUCUUCCUGGGUGCAGGCUGGUAUUGUGAGGCCAGGAGAGGGCUGUGGCCAGACUGGCCUUCCUGGAUUGUAUACCAGGGUGUCCCAGUAUGAAGACUGGAUUUAUCAGAUGGUUGGGAUGGCCACUCCAGGCUUUGUCACCUUCAGUUCCAAUGGCUCAGAUCCUGAGAGGAACUUCACUUGCAGUCCCCCAAGCAGUACCCCAAUAUCUUCAAGCGAGUGUGGGCGGGCACCUCUCCGUACCAGAAUUGCAGGGGGCCAAUCUGCCCAGGAGGGGUACUGGCCCUGGCAGGCCAGUCUGCAUUACUCUGGGUACUAUAUGUGCGGUGGGUCUCUGAUCAACCAUCAGUGGGUGCUGUCUGCUGCAGGCUGCGUCUACAGGAUCAGUGAUAACAGACAGUUGACAGUUUAUCUGGGCAGGCAGAACCAGAUGAAUUCUAACCCCAGCGAAGUGUCUAGGAAGGUCACACGGGUCAUUCUGCACCCUGACUUCAACUCUACGACCUUCACGAAUGACAUCGCCCUGCUGAGACUGCAAACCCCUGUCAACUUCACCAACUACAUCCAGCCCAUCUGUUUGGCUGACAAGAGCAGCUCUUUCAGCACUGGUACCAGCUGUUGGGUCACUGGCUGGGGCAACACAGAUGACUAUAGUUUUUAUGCCCAGAUUCUACAGGAGGCCCAGGUGCCCAUCAUGGGAAACAGGCAGUGUGGGUGUCUGUAUGCUGAGGCCUUUGGAGUGAACAGUAUCACUGAAAACAUGAUCUGUGCAGGAGUACCGGAUGGGGGGAAUGCCACAUGUCUGGGAGACUCAGGAGGUCCCCUAGUCUGCAAACAGGGCUCUGCCUGGAUUCAGGCUGGUGUUGUGAAAUACAGAGAUGGCUGUACUCCUUCCAGUCUCCCUGGUGUGUAUACCAGGGUGUCCCAGUACCAAGACUGGAUUAAUGAGCUGGUUUGGUCAGCCACUCCAGGACUGCUUACCUUCACUUCAAAUGGCACCGACACUGAUAGCAAUUUUACUUGUAGCGCACUGGGCACAACUCCAGUUACGCCAAGUGAGUGUGGAAAGGCGCCCCUCAGUCCCAGGAUUGUGGGGGGUGACUCCGCCCCAGAGGGGUACUGGCCCUGGCAGGCCAGCCUACAUCAUUAUGGCCAACACAUAUGUGGAGGGUCCCUGAUCAACCACCAGUGGGUGCUGACAGCUGCACACUGUGUCAAUGGGAUCUCUGACGGACGUCAGCUGACAGUGUAUCUGGGCAGGCAAUCACAACUUGGAUCAAACACUCAUGAAGUGUCCAGAAUGGUCACAAUGGUCAUCCCGCACCCCGGGUAUUCCAAUUUCGACAAAGACGUCGCCCUACUUAGACUAAACAAGCCUGUUUCCUUUACUGCCUACAUCCAGCCCAUCUGUCUGGCAAGCAAUAUCAGUUCCUUCCAAAACAGCACCCAGUGUUGGGUCACUGGCUGGGGCAACAUAGCUGAGGGAGGUGAGCAUGCUCUAUUGACAUAAAUCCCUUGUUGAAGAGAAGGCAAUGGGUAGGAAUGGGGCCUGCUUUAUUUGUUAAGCAUAGUUGGCA
Molecule: messenger RNA, 4056 nt
Organism: Lepisosteus oculatus (spotted gar)
Lineage: Eukaryota; Metazoa; Chordata; Actinopteri; Semionotiformes; Lepisosteidae
Source: RefSeq, a predicted model, not a curated record